AGAAGGUUACUAUCACUCCUGUCAUUUCCAAACAAGCGCAUCCCGAUCUAGCACAAGAUUCACUAUGGUCUUCAGCGGCACCUGGAAAGUCUAUUCUCAGGAGAACUAUGAAAAUUUCUUAAAAGUCGUGGGUUUGCCCGACGACAUCAUCAAAGUGGCAAAAGAUAUUAACCCAGUGAUUGAAAUCCAGCAAAAUGGAAAUGACUUUGUUGUUACAUUAAAGACCCCAAAGAAUUCUCAGAGUAAUUCCUUUACUGUUGGGCAGGAAGCAGAAAUCACAAGUGCUGGAGGGAAAAAGUUUAAGGUCACUGUGAACCUAGAAGGAGGAAAACUUAUCUGCAAGAGUGACACAUUUUCUCACAUCCAAGAAGUUAAUGGAGAUGAAAUGGUGGAAAAAAUCACCAUCGGCUCAACAACACUGAUCAGGAAAAGCAAGAGAUCCUAACUUAAAGAUAGUAUUUUUUUACCACUAAACUGAAGAAGUCUGUUGCCUAAUAAAAUAAAAUGUAUUCAAGUAUU
Messenger RNA from Rana temporaria (common frog), 519 nucleotides. RefSeq names its product fatty acid-binding protein, liver. The coding region runs from base 65 to 445 and encodes 126 amino acids. The transcript is spliced from 4 exons. The record is from RefSeq and is a predicted model, not a curated record. Gene Ontology annotation, biological process: fatty acid transport. Gene Ontology annotation, molecular function: fatty acid binding. NCBI's taxonomy places the organism in Eukaryota, Metazoa, Chordata, Amphibia, Anura, Ranidae. Gene Ontology annotation, cellular component: nucleus; cytosol.